CUCACACAGCGGAGUGUAGCUGAGAGACAGGGACUGCAGCAGCAUGCACCAGCCGCGUCUGAUCUGUGUGGUGACAUGAGGAAGAAGAACUGGGAAGAGGAUAUAGCGUAGCAGCGUCUUACACAACCCAACCCCCAUGCGUACGGUAGCUACGUCUCUGCUCUGCAGCAGUGGCAACGGUGCAUUUCAAGAGCGGACAGCUUAUGUUAUCUUCCCACUCUGACUGCACUGCCUCUGCAUCCAUCCCAUUCACUCUGUUCCUCCCACUCCACCUCUUCCUCAUCCUCCCAACAACGGCAUCAUUAGGCAGGACUACAGACCGCCCGGGAUCACUAACGGCAAUCACUGGAUGCUCAGGUUUGCCCUCUCUGAAGGAGUCGUGGUGGAGAUGCUAAAUCAUCAUUACCUCCAUUAACAACCGGAUUCUAUUCUAGCUCAGGAGACAAGGAGAAGAAAAACCACCCCAAACAACGAAAAAGGAGUCUUAGAUGUUUGUGACGAUCUUUGUCGGCGCUGUUGGGUAGUUGAUUCGUUUCUUCUAUUUGCUUGAUUGUUUUUAUCUUCUCUGAGACUGGCUAGCAGGCACUGCAGCACCAGGAAGGACUGCAGGAGCCGUGAAGGGUAGGGCAUGAGGACCCAGGGGCGAGCCAGCGGAAGGGCUUGAGCUACCAUUGCUGCCCCUGCUGCUGCUGAGGUGCUUAUCUUGAUUUUUUUUCUCCAGAAAGGGCGGCUGGUUGGGGUGGGUUGUGACAGUGCAGGUACUCAGGACCCUGCAGAGCAGAGUGGGUGGCUCUGGCAUAGAGGAGCCAGGCAGGGAGGCAGGACGUCCUGUGGGAAAGGAGGAGAGAAGAGAAGAAGAAGGGCUGGCUCAGGCUCGGGCCCCUGAUGGUGGCUAUUUUUAUCUCCCCUAGCUGAGUGAUUGGGGACAGCCGGUAAAGGGAAAGAUGCUUAUGGGUGCGGGACGAGACACGGCGCGGGAUGAGGCCCAGAAGCUUCACCGGAAAUGGCUGAAGCACCAGGCCUUCAUGACCGAGCUGGCCCGCAACAAAGAAUGGCUGGCCAAGAUAGAGCAGGAGGGUCAGGAACUGAUCGAUGAGAAGCCGGAGCUGCGUUCGGUGGUUCAGCAGAAGCUGGAGGAGAUCAGGGAGUGUUGGACGGACCUGGAGAGCACCACCAAGGCCAAGGCCCGGGCUCUGUUUGAGAACAACAAGCCAGAGCCGGUGGUGAAGAGCUACUCAGACCUGGACCACCAGCUCUCUGGCCUGGAGAAACAGCCCCCUCAGCUGGAGCAGGCUCACCAUCUGCCCACCUUCAAUGAGCAGCUGCAUAAAUUCCAGUCUCAGAUGGGGGACUUGUACAAGGACGUAGGGGAACUAGGGUCCCUCCAGGGGGUGUGCCUCCCCCAGCGAGGCAGCCUGGAGAAAGGCAGGGAAGGAGAAGGGGGCGAGCAGCCAGCUGUGGUGGAGACCCGCAUCGUGCGCCUCAUCGAGCCCCUGAAAGAGAGACGUCGCAUUCUGCUGGCCUCCAAGGAGAUGCAUCAGGUCGCCCAGGACCUGGAGGAAGAGAUACUGUGGAUCCAGGAGCGGCUUCCUCUGGCUUCCUCUAAGGAUUACGGCAACAACCUGCAGAGUGUUCAGCAGCAUGUCAAGAUCAACCAGACGCUGCAGAGGGAUCUGCAGGGUCGCCGGGCGCGGGUUGAGGAGGUGUUGGACCGGGCGGGGAUCAUUGCCUCUCUGCGGACCCCCGAGGUGGACUUUGUGCGCGAGGGGGCAGGGCACGUGCGUCAGCUUUGGGAGGUGCUGAGGCUAGAGGCGGAGAGGAGGACUGUGAUGCUGGAUGUGGUGCUGCAGGCCCAGCAGUAUUACAGCGAGGCGGCCAAAGUCGAGUCCUGGCUGGCAGGCCAGAAACUGCACCUCAUCAGCGAGGAGAAGGGUAUGGACGAAGCAAGCACCCUGCAGCUGCUGAAGGAGCACCUGGCCUUGGAGGCGAUGGUGGAGAACUACGCUGAGACAGUGGGCAUGCUCUCCCAGCAGUGUCAGAGGCAGCUGGAACUGGCACACCCAGACAGUGAGGGGAUCACCAAGCAGCAGUCCCACAUAGACCGUCUGUACGUGUCUCUGAAGGACAUGGUGGAGCACAGGAAGACCAAACUGGAGCAGCAGUAUUGGAUGUACCAGCUCAACAGAGAGGUGGAGGAGUUAGAGAAGUGGAUCACUGAGCGGGAGGCUGUUGCCAGCUCCACUGAGCUGGGCCAAGACCUGGAAGAUGUCACGAUGCUACAAGAAAAAUUCACCAAGUUCUGCUCAGAGACCAACAGCAUAGGCCAACAGAGGAUGGAGCAGGUGAAUAAGAUGGUGAACGAGAUGAUAGACUGCGGCCACACGGACGCGGCCACAAUCGCUGAGUGGAAGGAUGGACUGAACGAGUCAUGGGCCGACCUACUGGAGCUCAUGGAAACCCGAGGACAGAUGCUAACAGCAUCAUACCAGCUGCACAAGUUCUUCACCGACUGCAAAGAGGUCUUGGUUCAGAUUGCGGGGAAGAUGAGGCAACUACCAGAGGUGAGGGCGUGCCAAGCCAGCAUCGCCAACCCGGCCACGCUGCAGAGGCUCAUGCGCUCUUUUGAGCACGCCCUCCAGCUGCUUGUCUCACAGGUAAGGCAGCUGCAGGAGAACGCGGCCCAGCUGAGGGCCAUCUACGCCGGGGAAAAGGCAGAGGCCAUCAUGAGCAAGGAACAGGAAGUGAUGUCAGCAUGGAAGGAGUUGCUGGUUUCCUGUGAGGCCAGUCGCGUGCAGGUCACCUCGGUGACAGACAAGGUCCAGUUCUUCUCAGUGGUGCGUGAGCAUCUCAUGUGGAUGGAAGGCAUCAUGGGACAGAUUGGAGGGGACGACCCCAGGGAUUCGUCCUCUGCGGAGGUGAUGAUGAAACAACAUGGUGAGCUGAAAGCCAAGAUGGACGGCCGCAGUAAGACCCUACAACAGUGUGUUGAGCUGGGAAAGAUCCUGUUGGCCGCAGGCAACCCAGCAGCUGAGGAGAUAAAGGAUAAGUUGGACACACUCCUGGCUAAGCAGAAGGAUCUCUCUGAGAGAUGGGACAAACACCAGGAAAAGCUACAGCGCAAGAAGGAUCAGUUCCAGUAUGCCCAGGAGACGGUGACGGCGGAGGCCUGGCUGAAGGCCAAGGAGCCGCUAAUCAACUCUAGCUCCAACUCCAGGGAGGCUGGGGGUGCUGGAGGAGAGGCCCAGGCUCAGACUGACGAGGUGGAGCAGCUCAUCCUCCGCCACGAGGCCUUCCGUAAGGCUGCAGCUACCUGGAAGGAGCGCUUCAGCUCACUGAGACAGCUCUCCAACGCAGAGAAGCUGAGAGAAGAACAGAGCAGCAAUCCUGCCCCAACGCCACUCUCCAGUCGGAGGAUGUUCCCAUCAUCCUGCCUCACUCCGACCUUUCCCCUUGCUACCUCAACUCUGCUGAGGCAGACGGUCCAGCUGCAUAUUGAGCCCAGGCCCAAGCAGACUAGUCUGGGGAUGGCUGCCUCUGCCUCCACUGCAGCCCAGAGGUUGGGUUCUACCAUGGCCAGCUACACUCCUGUCAUGAAUGGCUCCAGUUACCAUGGACUGGACCAUCAGAGUAGCAGCGGGGGGUUGGAGAGUUCUAACUACCCUGGGCUAAACCAUCAGGCCUGUGGAGGUGUGGACAGCAGCUCCAGUUACCUUGGAGUGAACCAUCAGACUGCCCCCCUGCCAGUGGAUAGUUCUGGCUACCUUGGACUGAACCAUCAAAGCAGUGGGGGUAUGGUUAGUCCAGGCUACCUACCUCAAAAUCAAAGUAGUGGGGGUAUGGGUAGUCCAGGUUACCUGCCGCAAAAUCAAAGCAGUGGGGGUAUGGGUAGUCUAGGCUACCUGCCGCAAAAUCAAAGUAGUGGGGGUACGGGUAGUCAAGGCUACCUACCGCAAAAUCAAAGUAGUGGGGGUUUGGGUAGUUCAGGCUACCUGCCGCAAAAUCAAAGUAUUGGGGGUAUAGUUAGUCCAGGCUACCUUGCGCAAAAUCAACACAGUGGUGGUAUGGGUAGCUCAGGCUACCUUGCACAAAAUCUAAGUAGUGGGAGUAUGGGUAGUUCAGGCUACCUGGCUCAAAACCAUCAAAGCAGUGGUGGUAUGGGUAGUUCAGGCUACCUGGCUCAAAACCAAGGUAGUGGGGUUAUGGGUAGUUCAGGCUUCCUUGCGCAAAACCAAUGUAGUGGAAUUAUGGGUAGUUCAGGGUACCUUGCGCAAAAUCAAAAUAGUGGUGGUAUGGGUAGCUCAGGCUACCUUGCACAAAAUCUAAGUAGUGGGGGUAUGGGUAGUUCAGGCUACAUUGCACAAAACCAAGGUAGUGGGUGUAUGGGUAGUUCAGGGUACCUUGCGCAAAUCCAAGGUAGUGGAGGUAUGGGUAGUUCUAGCUAUCUGCCUCAAAGUGGUGGGGUCAUGGACCCCAAAAUGGCAUAUGCGUGGCAGCAUCUGAAAGCCGACUGCAUGCAGCCCAGGAUCAACCAUAUCCACAAGGCUGUCAACCCCCUCCUGGAGGCCAGCAGGGCGCAGAGGGAACAGUUUGGGGACAUCCCCAUGGUAGACAUGAUCGGACCAGAGUCCGGCCUGGAGCUCCUCCAUGGCAGGCUUCAAAGGGACCCCCGCGGCAGCCGCUCCGACCCUCAGAUGGACCACCUGCGGCGGGAGAGGGAGUACAAGCUGGGCCGCCAGACCUCCAGCGAACAGGAGAUCCAGGCGCGGCUCAACGAGCUGCCAAUGAUCGUGCGUCAGGAGCGCUAUAGGCGACGCCUGGAGAGGCAGUCGUCCAGCGAGCAGGAGGGCAGUGGGAAGGCGAGGACACCAAGGCAGGACGACUCCAGCGACAUGGAGUCAGCCAAGGAAGGCUCUGACAAACGCUCAACAGAGAAGAGAGCCACCACAAUGGCUGAGAUUGUGGAGCAGGCCCAGGAGAGAGAGGCAGCACAAGCCAGAGGGGAGACGUACCGCCCCACCAGCAGCCUCUCAGCACCUGUGACCUACGAGCGCCCGCGCGCCCGAGACCGCCCCAAACCCCGCAGGAGACCCCGCCCCAAAGAGCUUGAGGAGAAGCGGCGCUCUCGCUCGGCUCCAGCCCAGAGUCCGGCGCAACUCUUGCCGCCCUCACACACUGCCCAUAACGAAGGCUUCCUGUACCGCAAACACGACUUUGAGGGCCAGCAAAAGAGUCCCAGCAGUAAGUCGUGGGUGAACUUGUAUUGCGUGUUGUCAAAAGGAGAGAUCAUUUUCUACAAGGACGCCAAGAGCAUCACCACACCUUACAAUGAAGAAACCCCACUCGACCUGAGCGUCUGUAUAUGUGAUAGCACCAUGGGAUACAAGAAGAAGAAAAAUGUCUUCGUUAUCAAGAAAAAUGAUGGCAAUGACUAUAUUUUCCAUGCAAAGGAUGAGGAGGACCUGAAGGCUUGGGUCACUAACAUCACCACCAGUAUAACUGAACACGAGGAGAUCGCCAAGUGGGACAAACCCACGACCUCGUCCACAGAUCCCGACCGCUCAGAGAGGAAAGAGAAGUCAGAGGGUGACGCAGAUGCCAGGUCAGAGAGAUCUGAGAUGGGAGGAGAGGUGGAGGAGGAAGAGAGGUCUGAGAAGGGAGAGGGGUCCGAGAAGACAGGCGAAGGCUCCGAGAAGGCAGACACGUCGGAGAGGGGUGAGAUGGCAGAGGGAGGGGCAGGGGGCUCCAGCACGUCAGGGAAGAGCAAAUGAUCCCCGCUAAGUGGAGGAGUGGACUGCAUCCAACCAUCUGCCCGCUCCAUCCUAACAUUACCCUAAGACACCAGACGGUGGUGAGCAGGCGAGACAGAGGGAGAGUGUGUGCAUUUUUGUGCAUAUCUUCUCUCUCUUUCUCUCUCUCUAUAUCUCUCUGUCUCUCUCUCUCUCCCUGUGACAUCCUGAGGCUUGUGUCCUUGGACUACCUAAUGUUAACUGUGACAGACUGAUCUUUCAGCCCAUAUCCCAGGCAAAAUACAUCAAUGCUUGUAUUGCAUUUUGGCCCUUGCUGGUAGGUUGGAGGAUGGUGGAGAUGAACCAGCGCCACCGUGUGGUCACAGGCAUUCGUCACAGUCACAACUCAUUGAUAAUUUAUCUCUUGGAUUCACAGCAUCUCUCAGUAUAUAUAUAUAUAUAUAUAAUAUACCUAUGACUGACUAUGUAAUGCUCUAGAAAAACCCAAGCAAUGGUGAAUGAAAUGUCUCACAAUAUUUUGAAAACGCUUUUUUUCUGAAGCAAUAUACUUUUUUAUUUCUUCUCUAUGUUUGAGAGAGAGGGAAAGGAGACAAGAAACAGUUACUUAUUGUUAAUUAUAUGAUUGGUCACAUUCAUCAUCAGCUUGUUUCCAGCAGGUCAGCAGCACCUUAAACACUUUCAACACAUCUGUGUAUACUCAGCAUAUUGACAUUUCAAACUCACCUCAUCUCUAUAUCUGAGUCAUGCUGUCAUGAUGGAAUGCUGGUAUUACCUAUGUGUGUUAAUAAUGGAAUUGAUCAACACACGUGUUUCUCUUCUGAACGUUUGGAUUAAUCGUGCACAGGCCCAUGGCAUGCCAGGAAUAAAGGUGAACUAGGGUUGCCGACGUAAGCAAAACUCAAUCACCCCCAAGAGUCUAUUUGAGGAGGCAAUGCCAAACUUAACCCACUUGUAGUGCCAGGCCUGUGUCUACAUCUCACUUAUUAAAUCUAACCAUCCAUGGCAUGACAUUGUAUAGUGCACCUUUUACUUUAAUGAAAAGUAAUGUUCUUCAUGGUCUUGAAGUUGACCAGUUCUGAAAUGAAUUUGGCUGUGCAAUAAUUUAAUCUAAAGGAAAGUACUGUGUAUAAUGCUAAAAUCAUGGUAUAAUUCUGGAAUCCUGAAGAACGUUCUAAAGGCUUCUCUUCGGGGAUCUUAAACUCUCCCCACAUGAAGUAUGGUGAUAGGAAGAUAUGUUUUAAUGACAGAGCAGAGAAAGUUCCCCACAUUACAAGCCCAAGUCAGACAUCCUUCAUGCUUCUUUCAAAUUAUAUUUGAUCUGAGACAAGAAGCAGUAUAACCUCAUUGCUGUUUUUAUUAUAUUACUGCAAUAUAUUUCAUAAGGAUUGUAAUUGUUGCACUAGUGAAAAUACAAUAGUAACAUCAAUAUUAGAUGAACCUCAGAGUAUAUUAUUAACUACUUCUCCCUCCCUGUUUUCUUUCACUCUGAGUUGAAACCAAUAGAAAACAAUUGUCAGUCAGAGGGGAUUUAUCUAGUCAUGAAAUUGUACAUAAGCUACAUGGCCAAAGGUAUGUGGACAAAUGCUCCUGAGUGGUGCAGUGGUCUAAGGCACUGCAUCUCAGUGCUAGAGGC
Messenger RNA from Oncorhynchus tshawytscha (Chinook salmon), 7380 nucleotides. Its product is annotated as spectrin beta chain, non-erythrocytic 4. Gene Ontology annotation, molecular function: actin filament binding; phospholipid binding. The record is from RefSeq and is a predicted model, not a curated record. NCBI's taxonomy places the organism in Eukaryota, Metazoa, Chordata, Actinopteri, Salmoniformes, Salmonidae. The transcript is spliced from 19 exons. Bases 945 to 5768 code for a protein of 1607 amino acids. Gene Ontology annotation, biological process: actin cytoskeleton organization. Gene Ontology annotation, cellular component: plasma membrane; cortical actin cytoskeleton; cell junction.